Drosophila montana is the source of this 2145-nucleotide messenger RNA. RefSeq lists its product as uncharacterized. NCBI's taxonomy places the organism in Eukaryota, Metazoa, Arthropoda, Insecta, Diptera, Drosophilidae. The transcript has a single exon. The record is from RefSeq and is a predicted model, not a curated record. The annotation marks the transcript as partial.
CAUCAGCAGCAGCAACAACAACAAAACGAUUUGCACAUUUCGCUCUCCGAGGAGCGACAAUUGUCGCUGCCAAUGACGCUCAGCAGCAGCGGCGAGGAUCAUCUGCUGACCGCACGCGCCGACGACGAGCACUUCAAGACCCUGGACUUUGGCCAGUGCCACGACAAUCGCGCCUUUCAGCACCCGAACAAUAAUAACAACAACAAGAAGAAGCAGCUGCUGCCACGACCCGGCGGCAGCGGCAAGAGCCAGAGACGGCACGAGCACAGCGCAUCCCAUAACGCUGUGGCCGUUGCCCUGGAUGCCCUGGAGGUGGUCAUUGUGCAUACACCGAGUGCCCGGCUCAGCAAUGGGCCGGCCGCGUCACUGGCCUUCCAGGCCGACCAGGAGCACAGGCACAGUCACAGUCAUGGUCGCGGGCGCGGCGGCUGCUGUCAGCGACGCAAGCGGCACAAUGCGACGCAGACGUCCGUGGAGCGCUGCUGCUGUGCCGCCGGCGGCUGUCAUUGCCAUGUGACGACCACGCAUCAUCAUCAUUGCCAUCACCAUUGCCAUCAUCAUCAUCAUCAUCAAUAUGACAGCGCCAGGCGUCGCCAGCGGCAACAUCGCCAGCAUCAGCAGCAGCAGCAUCUGGUUGAUGCGCCGCGUCACAAGUUGCAUUCCAAGCCGAGUCCGCUUCCAGCCAAGCACAACAAGUCUUCCCUGGACUCUAGCGAGGAUCCGCAACGUCCGCAGCUGCAUUCGGCGGCAAUUGCCAUUGAAAUUGAUGCGGCCACCGUGACCGAGAACAACAGCAGCACAGCCACAUCCAAUUUCCCGUACAAGGUGGCCAGCGAGGGCGGCGGCGCGCCCAUGAAUCUGUUGCCGCUCUGCGAGAAGCAUCGCCAGCGACGACGCGCCUCCCUCAACUCCAAUACGACCAUUGAAACGGAUGAGCUAUCGCGCGACGAAGAGGUAGACGAGGAUGAUGAUGAUGAUGAUGACGAGGACGAUGACGAUGUGCGUCUGGGUGUGCAGCCCGAAGAUGAGGAGCAUCUGACGCCGUCAACGUGCGCCGUGCCGCCCAGCAGCAGCUCGAGCAGCACGGCGCGCGCCUUUGCCGGCGCUGCGCCGCCGCGGAACGAGUGCGUCCGGAUUAAACGCAAGCGUUUCGUGCCCGAUGCCAUGCAGGAUUAUUGCAGCAGCUGCUCGCGCUGCUCCAGCUGCAGCUGCGACCAGGCGCGCACCAGCUCCUGCAGCAGCCUGGACGAGGAUCUGGCACACGAGCUGACCGUCGCCGCCGACUGUCAUCGCUGCAUGACCGAGCAGCAGGCGGGCACCAACAGUCGACCCGGCAGCAGCCUGAAGAGCUUCUGCUCCUGCCACACGAACAGCUGCUGCUGUGGCGUCGACGGCGACGACGACGAUGCCGUCCACUUUGCUGGCGAUGAGGAGGAGUUUGAUGUCGAGGACGACGACGAUGAUGAGACAACGGGUCAGCGCGAAUCGUUUUGCACGGCCGCGGAUCACACAAUUGUGAGCACGCCGACGCACAGCAGCACCUUGACGCCGCUGAGCACACAGCAGGAGCAGACAAUGGCCGAGCAGGAUCUGAAUGCCAUAACCGAUGCGGAUGCCUCGUCGCUAAGCCAAUCAGCCGAAUACUUUUCACUUUCCUCCGCAGUGGGCGGCACAGUCGGCAGAGGAGCCGAGGAGCAGGCCGCAGGCAGCAGCUGCAGCGGCAACAACAAUGCCAACAAGCCGUGGAGCAAGCAUAUACGGCUCAAACGGAGCUCCUCGUCGAUGGACUCGCAUUUAUGACGAAGCGUCUCGCUGGUCGCCUGGCCAGCCAUCGAUGUCAACGCCCUGCUGCAGCAGACCAUACGCAAGACCGCCGCGGUGCUGCAGGAGACGCCAGUCAAGCGUCGCAUGCCGCUCACGCCGCCCCAGCUGCCACGUCCAACUCCUCCGGCGCCGGGCAGCAACGACAGCUCCUCGGCCACCCUCACGCCCAGCAUCAUCAGCGUCAAGCAGCCAACCGCUGUGACCACACGCAACGGCAUCACCAAUACGACAACUCUGCCGGCUGUGCGAACAUUGCGCGGCGGCAAGUACUCGCCGGUGGCUGAUCCGCUGCAGCGACGCUCCCAGGAGAUCAUACUCUAG